CCUUCUCGCCGCGGCCAGCCGGCGGUCAAGAAGUCGGUCCCGUCGGAGAACGGCGGCGUUGCCACUGAUUCCUCCUUAUCGGUCGCCGCUCCCAACGGGCGGCCGACCAAGCCGACUUCCCCUAAGCAAGCUUCUGGGGAGAGGACGGUGAAGAAGCUGAGGCCAUCGAAAGCUUUAAUUAUCCCGGAGGGCACGACUGUUUCCGAUGCGUGCAGGAGGAUGGCCGCGCGCAAGGUGGACGCUGUUCUGUUAACGGACGCGAAUGGGCUUCUUUCUGGGAUUGUUACAAAUAAGGAUAUAGCGACGAGGGUUAUCUCGGAGGGGUUAAAGCUGGAGCAGACGAUUGUGUCGAAGAUCAUGACUAGGAACCCGGUGUUUAUCAUGGCAGAUACUCCUGUGAUGGAGGCGCUGCAGAAGAUGGUCCAAGGAAAAUUUAGGCACCUUCCUGUUGUAGAGAAUGGUGAAGUUAUUGCGAUGUUGGAUAUCACAAAGUGCCUGUAUGAUGCCAUAUCAAGAAUGGAAAAGGCUGCAGAGCAAGGCAGUGCAAUUGCAGCUGCAGUUGAGGGGGUCGAACGCCAAUGGGGAAGCAACUUGUCAGCCCCUAAUGCUUUUGUUGAAACACUUCGAGAACGGAUGUUUAAGCCAACUUUGUCAACUAUAGUGAUGGAGAAUGCUAAAGUUGUGGUGGUAUCUCCUUCAGAUCCUGUCUAUGUUGCUACGAAAAAGAUGCGUGAGUUUCAGGUUAACUCGGUCAUCAUUGCGACAGGAAGCAAGAUACAUGGCAUUUUAACAUCAAAGGAUGUGCUCUUGCGAGUAGUUGCCCAAAAUCUUUUACCAGAAUUGACUCCUGUGGAGAAGGUAAUGACUGCAAAUCCUAAAUGUGUUACUCUGGACACAGCAAUUCUUGAAGCAUUGCACAUCAUGCACAAUGGGAAAUUCUUGCAUCUUCCAGUGCUCGGCAGAGAUGAACACAUUGUUGCCUGUUUGGAUGUUCUGCAACUAGCACAUGCUGCAAUUUCCAUGGUUGAAGGAGAUUCUGGAGCUGUAAAUGACAUGGCAAACACAAUGAUGCAGAAGUUGUGGUAUUCUGCCUGUUCUUUCGAGCCGGCAGAUGAGGAAUAUGAUACACACAGUGAAUUGUCAGCACUGAUGACAUCCGAAUAUGCUGAAACUGUCAAGUAUAUGUAUCCCCCUCAUAGUGGAAACUCAUUUGCUUUCAAAAUUGAGGAUGGAAAAGGACAUAUACAUAGAUUUAAUUGUGGUACUGAUAAUUUAGAUGAGCUUGUAUCUGCUGUAAUGCAAAGGAUAGGGCUUGAUGCUGACGCUAACAAACUAAGGCUUUUGUAUGAAGAUGACGAAGAUGACAAGGUUCUAUUAACUACAGAUAGUGAUCUUGUUGGAGCUGUAUAUCAUGCCAGAUUUGCGGGAUGGAAGGUUCUAAGGCUGCAUAUUGAUGACUCAGAAACCAAAAAGGAAGAUCCAAGAUCAUCAGAUCUCACAGAAGUCUCUAGGAGCAGAGUGACAUCUCUUCAGGUGGGAAUUUUGGGAGCAACAGUGGCACUGGCAGGCAUUGGAAUUAUGGUUUACUUGAAAAGAUCCAGGAUGUGACUCAACUGAAGUUUAAAACAAGCUCCUUCUUAAGUCUAGCAAUGACAGAACAUGACAGGACACUACUUGCAAGGCCAUAGAUCAUAGAGAUGCAUGAUGCAUCAACCUAAAAAGAUGGUUCCAUCAUAAUUUGAUGCCACAUUGUAUACACUCAGUCAUCUGCCAUGGGCCAAUACUAGAAUCCAUGGGGAUGCUAUGGAUCAAAUGCAUGAAAUAAGAACAUGCUUCCUACUAGAAAUAUUUGCAGUUUCCUGCAACUUUAUUAUUUAUUUCUUUUUUGGAUGCCAAAAUCAAGCAUGUUGUAAAUGCUUCAUGUAUCUAUUUUAUCAUCUUCUACAUCAGAGUUUCGGUCUCCGCUUUAAUAUUUUUUAGUACUCCGAAUAGUGUCUCUAUGUAUAAUAGACAACUCCAGAAGCAUUAAAAUCAUAUGCCACUUUACAAUCGA
Messenger RNA from Musa acuminata subsp. malaccensis (wild Malaysian banana), 2053 nucleotides. Its product is annotated as CBS domain-containing protein CBSCBSPB3. Gene Ontology annotation, molecular function: protein binding. NCBI's taxonomy places the organism in Eukaryota, Viridiplantae, Streptophyta, Magnoliopsida, Zingiberales, Musaceae. The record is from RefSeq and is a predicted model, not a curated record.